Messenger RNA from Contarinia nasturtii (swede midge), 2005 nucleotides. RefSeq names its product L-dopachrome tautomerase yellow-f-like. Gene Ontology annotation, cellular component: extracellular region. The transcript has 2 exons. The coding region runs from base 562 to 1917 and encodes 451 amino acids. Lineage: Eukaryota; Metazoa; Arthropoda; Insecta; Diptera; Cecidomyiidae. The record is from RefSeq and is a predicted model, not a curated record.
CAGUCAUUAGUCGUUUACCAUUCGACGCGAACGAACACUAAUUCUAGUCUUCUCCCAACCAAUCGAAGUCUUUUUUUUUUCUUUAACAAAUUCCUAGAAUAAAAUACAACGUUGAUUUUGUGGAAGUACCGAUUUUAUUUUUAACGUUAUUAUUUUACAGAAUUUGGUGUUAAUAGCUUGAUUGUAUUUUCACACAAAGUUUAUUCUUGCAAUUGAAUAAUAAAUUUAAUUGAAAGUAUCUAAUACUUUGAAUAAACAUUCAACUAACCGGAACAUACAUAUACAGAAAGAUUUACGUGCAGAUAAAAUUGAUCUUCGAUAAAAAAAAAAUAAACGAUUUACAACAUUUGCACUUUUGAUUUGUGUGUGAGCGGCUAAAACUUGUUAGCCUUCAACAAAAAAAAAACCGUUUGAACGAAAACAGUCACCGAUUUAAAAAGAGUAGUAAAAGUGUUGUUUUUUUCCAUAAGCGGCUUUUUCGUUCGAUUCAAACAAAAGAAUUACAAAUUCUGUGAGUGAAUAAUACGCAUAUCGAGUGUUCCUUUUUUGCUGAGACGUACAAUGCAUAUCGCUAAAGUCGUAAAUAUCUUCGUUGGUUUUUGUUUAAUUGCAACAUGCUGGGCCAAUAAUAAUUUACACACCAAAUACAAAUGGAGAGUGAUCGAUUUCAAGUAUGAAACGGCUGAAAAGCGACAACAGGCCAUCGAAAGCGGCGCAUUUAUUCAGACAAAUGUGAUUCCCGUUGGCAUGGACGUGCAUGAAAAUCGUCUUUUUGUAUCGUUUCCUCGCCUAAAAUCCGGUGUACCGGCAUCGUUGGCUGUAAUCAACCUAGAUGAACCAGCAGAAAAUGAUGCCCCACUAUUAAAACCGUAUCCAAGUUGGCAAUCACAUCAAACAACGAAUCCGAAUGACGUCUUGGAUAUUGUGUCUCCAUUUCAUAUAAAAGUCGAUCGUUGCAAUCAUCUUUGGAUCAUCGACACUGGCAUUGAUGACAUGUUGAAUGCAACUAAAAUGAAACGUGUGGCCCCGGCUCGUGUUACAGUUAUUAACCUUCGUGAUGAUAAUAUUCUUCAAAGAUAUGAAUUGCCACAUACAACUCUGGAUGGUUCGAUAUUUUCUAACAUUGUUGUUGAUGAUAACGAUUGUGAUAAUAUAUUUGCUUAUAUUGCUGAUGCUGCAACGCCGCCCACUUUAACGGUAUACUCAUUUAAAGAGAAGGCCUCUUGGCAGGUGAAACACAAUUUCUUCCAUUUUGAUCCAUUGGCCGGAAACUUUUCCUUAUUGGGCACUAAAUUUCAAACAAAUGAUGGUUUAUAUGGAUUGGCAUUGACUGAACAAAAAGAAAAUGGUUAUCCUGAUUUAUUCUUUCAUGCAUUAACAUCACGCAAUGAAUUCAAUGUAUCAACAAAAAUUUUGCGCGACAAAAACAUUUUUGAAAAUGAUAAACUUAAAACGGAACACUACAAAGACUUCAAAAUCAUUGGAUCACGAAAAACCAAUGAACAGGCAGGCGCAGCUGUGUACGAUCCAAAGGAGAAAGUCAUCUUUUAUACUUUACCAAAUAAUAAUGAGAUCGCAUGCUGGCGCACAACUAAAAAUUAUAGUGUUUCCAAUGUAUUUACCAGUCCGGUUGAAAUGGUGUAUCCCAUUUCGGUAACAAUCGAUACGAAUCACCAACUUUGGAUUUUAUCAAAUAAUAUGCAAGAUUUCAUUUACGCAAAAUUAGAUGUGCACAAGAUUAAUUUCUAUAUUCAUAUGACGUCCGUAUCAGAAGCAAUUAAAAAUACACCAUGCGAAUUGAAUUUCGUUGAAAAGGUUUUCAACAAAUUCAGCGACAACGGUUCAAAUGGAACCAAACCAAUUGCCAUUUUGACACUCAUUGCAUCGGUUUUGGUAUUAUUCAAACAGAUAUUUUAAGUAAAAUAUCAAUCACCAUGUCAACAAAUACAUUCAAUGUAUCCCAAAAUAUAUAAAAAUAAAUUAUGCGCAUUUGAUCAGGCAUCUC